UGCUGCCUGGGAUGCCUUGAGGAUGCUGCCUGGGAUGCCUUGAGGAUGCUGCCUGGAAUGCCUCUUCAGUGCUACCAGUGGUAUUGUGCCAUCUGAACUCACUGACAGCAGCUGAAGUAAACAAAGAAGUAGAGAACCAGUGGUAUUGUGCUGUCUGAACUCACUGACAGCAGCUGAAGUAAACAUGCAAAGAAGUGGAGAACCUGUGGUAUUGUGCCAUCUGAACUCACUGACAGCAGCUGAAGUAAACAAAGAAGUGGAGAACCAGUGGUAUUGUGCCAUCUGAACUCACUGACAGCAGCUGAAGUAAACAAAGAAGUAGAGAACCAGUGGUAUUGUGCCAUCUGAACUCACUGACAGCAGCUGAAGUAAACAAAGAAGUAGAGAACCUGUGGUAUUGUGCUGUCUGAACUCACUGACAGCAGCUGAAGUAAACAAAGAAGUGGUAUUGUGCCAUCUGAACUCACUGACAACAGCUGAAGUAAACAAAGAAGUGGAGAACCUGCAGCCCAUUGUAAAGAUGGACAUCAGGAUCCUGGAAGGCAUUGCCAUGCCAAUGGCCCUGGCAAGAAUGUUCCUGAAUGCUGCUCAUCGGUAUGAUCUGAUGCAGACUGUCAUCAAUUACCUCAAAGAGGUCCUCAUCCCAUAUUACCAAGAGAGCCUGAAGCCAACCUGCGCAGAGAUCACCAGGGCAGAAACCCGGACAUUGGGGGAUUCUGCAUUUUCUGCCAUUUUGGAAGUGUGCAACUCCCAGUUUUUACUGGGAGUGAUGCAGGACAAACAGAAGAAAUACAACAAGAUGGACACGCGGACCAGUUUCAUGUUACGGAUCUCUCUGAAGAGCCAGUUGUUAGAACGGGAUCCAGAUGAAGAGCAAGGGAACCAGUAA
This is a messenger RNA of Saccostrea cuccullata (small rock oyster), 889 nucleotides long. RefSeq lists its product as uncharacterized. Bases 521 to 889 code for a protein of 122 amino acids. Lineage: Eukaryota; Metazoa; Mollusca; Bivalvia; Ostreida; Ostreidae. The record is from RefSeq and is a predicted model, not a curated record. The transcript has 3 exons.